Messenger RNA from Aspergillus viridinutans, 519 nucleotides. RefSeq lists its product as uncharacterized. Bases 1 to 519 code for a protein of 172 amino acids. The record is from RefSeq and is a predicted model, not a curated record. The transcript has a single exon. NCBI's taxonomy places the organism in Eukaryota, Fungi, Ascomycota, Eurotiomycetes, Eurotiales, Aspergillaceae. Gene Ontology annotation, molecular function: carboxy-lyase activity.
AUGCCCGUCGUUCCCUCCCUCAAAGACUCAACAUUCGACACCGACAUCCGCAAUCGUCACCUCAUAUACGACUAUGCCGCACAGGACGCUCACGGCAACCCGGAAAAAUGGCGCUAUGAAUUCUGGUUCUAUAACGAGGACCGGGUCGUCUAUGCCAUCCACGGCGGGCCCAUGGCCGGUCGUAAGAAUUUCCAAGCAGCCACGUUCCAAUGCAUCCGACCCGGCGAGCUAUGGCAGUGCAACUGGCUGGAAGAGACGGGGACCAUCUGCUCGCUUGUAUAUGAUAUCCCCAGAAAGCGCAUCUCUUCCUUGAUGGGAUUCUCCAAAGGACACUGGGAGAAUGCCGAGGCUGCGCAUGGGGACAAGCGGAAUGCGGAGGACUUGGCGCGGUGGAGGGGUCUGGCGAAAAUUGGGAUUCAAACGGAUCGGAAGCUCAUGAGCGAGCAGGCGGAGAUUGUUGAGGAUUUCCGCGGACCUGGUGAUUUGGAGCCGAUUAACAUGGACUGGCCGACACUGUAG